Molecule: messenger RNA, 783 nt
Organism: Penicillium atrosanguineum
Lineage: Eukaryota; Fungi; Ascomycota; Eurotiomycetes; Eurotiales; Aspergillaceae
Product: YjgF-like protein
Exons: 1
Coding region: 1-783 (260 amino acids)
Source: RefSeq, a predicted model, not a curated record
AUGCCUGUCCACACUAUCCUCGGCGCAACUGGUGGCGUAGGCUCGGCAAUUCUGAGAUGCCUUCUCUCCUCGCAGAUACCCGACCUUCGUAUCAACAUACUGGUACGCUCGAAAAGCAAACUCCUCCAAGCUUUCCCACAACUUGAGUUAACCUCAUCGGCCACCAUCACUAUCUUCGAAGCCCCCAUCUCGAACGAAGAUACCCUCAAAGCAUGUAUUAAGGACGCCUCAAUCAUAUAUGUCUGCGUCGCCACCAACCAUGCCAGCCGUAAGGUCGACAUUGCUCUUACGACGGCAGUACGUCUCGUCGCAGCUCUCGGUCGUCUUCGCAAAGACCAGGGAUCCGAGUACAAGACACCAGUCGUUCUGUUCAAUCGAUCCUUGGCUCUGAAUUCAGAUGUCCAGAUGCCCAUCCCAGGUUUUGCGAAGAGGUUCAUGGUCUUCGCAAUCUGGGCCAUCUACGAGGAUCUUCUGAAGGCCGGUGUGCUAUACGCUAGAGCCGAGAAGGAUGGACUGCUCACGUGCAUCACCGCGGACCCACCUGGAUUGAUGGAUCCUAAGGGGACGAGGGCCACUGGGUAUAAGCUCGUGCAGCGCGGCAAGACGACGGCAUCGAUGAACUAUGCGGACUUUGGCAUAGCUAUGGUAGAACUUGGACAGCGCCGCGAAGAGUUCGGAGGUAAGAUCGUCGGCGUUAGUGCAACCGGCGCAGUGCGGAUCGUCAUCUUCGCUAACCUCUGGAUCAUCUUCCUGGGCCUGAAAAGCCGACUGAUUCCAUUUUAA